This is a messenger RNA of Lithohypha guttulata, 342 nucleotides long. RefSeq lists its product as uncharacterized. The transcript is spliced from 2 exons. Lineage: Eukaryota; Fungi; Ascomycota; Eurotiomycetes; Chaetothyriales; Trichomeriaceae. The coding region runs from base 1 to 342 and encodes 113 amino acids. The record is from RefSeq and is a predicted model, not a curated record.
AUGAGGUUUUUCACCUGCACAAGGCCGUUGUUUGUUCUCGAUCCAAGUACUUUGCCGUUGCUUAAUAGUAACCCGAAGGACGAAGUCGAGCUGACGGACGACGACUCAAAGCUGGUUGGUCUGAUGGUGGAUUAUUUAUACCAGCUCAACUACGACGACCUGUUACCGAGUAAACCGCCUACCGAGCUGAACCAAGAGACAUCUGCACAACCUGAAUCUGCGGUAGCACAUCACGUCCAGUGUCACGAAGACCUUGGCCAUGGAGCACCCAUCGACGAGCUCGUUCUCGAGCCAGAAAUCGCUGCGGCGUCGGAGAUCCACAUGUACGAAGAAGAUGUGUGA